AGAAAGAAAGCUUUUAUUUUUGAUUGUGUGAAGAAAGAGAGAGUAGAAAUUGACAGGGAAUGACGGAGACAGAACAAGACAUUGCUGUCUUAACCUCUCUGCAAAUUGCAGUUCCCAUUUGCAUGCCUCAAUCUUGACACUUCCCUUGCAAUCUCUCUCUUCCUCCUCCUCCUCCUCCCCGGCGUGCCCCGGACCCGAAUAUCUGCCCACACUCAAUUCGGAUCCUUCUUCCUCACCCCCAUUUCCUGUGCUUUUACUUCAGUGGGGGAGCUUCCUGAGAAUGUACUCGGCGAUUAGGUCGCUGCCUUUGGAUGGGACGGUGGGCCAUGGUGGGGAGUACCAGGGCUCGCUUGACGGGACCAACUUACCUGGAGAUGCCUGCUUGGUCCUCACCACGGAUCCCAAGCCCCGCCUGCGCUGGACUGCCGACCUUCACGAGCGCUUCGUUGAUGCUGUUACCCAGCUUGGUGGUCCUGAAAGUGAGUUUGUCCAUUUCUCAUUCAUGUGUUCAUAUGUGGGUAUAUUGUUUCUUGUUCUAUUGUGCUUGGAUUGCACAAGUAGAAUCUUGAUGCACAAAAUUGGCUUCGAAGCGACACCGAAGACUAUUAUGAGAACAAUGGGAGUUAAAGGGCUUACACUCUAUCACUUGAAAUCUCAUUUGCAGAAAUACCGAUUGGGGAAGAAAGCAUGCAAGGAAUCAGCUGACAACUCUAAGGAUGGUACCUAUCCUUACCCCUUCACAAAACUACUGCAUUGAGUGCAUCCUAAUAUGAAUGAGAGAACUUCUUUCAUCUUUUUCGUUUUAUUUAUUAUUAUUAAUAUUUUGCUCCUUGAGGGCCACAUCAAAGGAAGGUUUCUUCCCGCAUUAGCCUGGUUAUUGGUUGCUCCUUCCUCUUAUUUUUUGAACAUUCUAUCAGUGCACUGAUGAAGAGAAACUAAACAUCUUGGGGUUUGUAAUCCUGGGCUGUUGGGGUUUUAAAAGAUGGCUACACUGUUUUAUCUUUUUUCUUCUGGUUGUUAAUUUAACCUUUUGGUUUAUCUGGCAUUUUAGUUCAUCUCAUAUCUUAAAAUUCUUAUGAGUCAUUGACCAGUAAUGAUCUGUAGUUGGCGUUGCAGCUUCCUGUGUUGCAGAAAGUCAGGAUACUGGUUCAUCUACCACAUCAUCAAGAAUGGUUGCACAAGAUCUAAAUGAUGGCUACCAGGUGACUGAGGCUCUACGAGUACAAAUGGAAGUGCAGCGCAGACUGCAUGAACAGUUAGAGGUACAGCGUCAUCUUCAACUCCGAAUUGAAGCACAAGGCAAAUACCUACAGUCAAUACUUGAGAAAGCAUGUAAGGCUCUGAAUGACCAGGCUGUGACAUUUGCCGGUCUUGAAGCUGCUAGGGAAGAACUUUCUGAGCUGGCCAUCAAGGUCUCCAAUGAUUGUCAAGGGAUGAUACCACUUGAAACCACAAAACUGCCAUCCUUGUCUGAACUUGCUGCAGCUCUGGAGAGCAAAAAUGCUUCCAACAUGCCAGCUCGUAUUGGCAACUGCUCUGUCGAAAGCUGCCUGACUUCAACCGGAGGUCCUAUUUCUCCC
Messenger RNA from Rubroshorea leprosula, 1580 nucleotides. The record is from the annotation of a GenBank genome assembly. NCBI's taxonomy places the organism in Eukaryota, Viridiplantae, Streptophyta, Magnoliopsida, Malvales, Dipterocarpaceae.